Molecule: messenger RNA, 1671 nt
Organism: Rhinolophus ferrumequinum (greater horseshoe bat)
Lineage: Eukaryota; Metazoa; Chordata; Mammalia; Chiroptera; Rhinolophidae
Gene: C11H11orf16
Product: chromosome 11 C11orf16 homolog
Exons: 7
Coding region: 146-1519 (457 amino acids)
Source: RefSeq, a predicted model, not a curated record
CAGUCGAGCCAAUGUGCUGAAUAAGGUAGAGUAUGCGCAACAGCGUUGGAAACUUCAAGUUCAAGAGCAGCGAAAAUCCGUCUUUGACCGUCAUGUUGUCCUCAGCUAAUUGGGAAUCAAAUUCAAGGUGGUUUCUCCGAAGGCCAUGGAAUCAUCCGCAGAGCCUGGGAUGCCUUUGCCCAAAUACUGCAGCGUGGCCACAGCCCUGGAGGCCCCUGCCUGGGCCAGCACUGCUCCUCCCUGGGACCUCUCCUUUACCUGCCCCUUUGCCCUCCGAGCACCCUGGCACAAACCUCUCACCAGAUGUUCAUGUUAUCACCCAAAUCUCCACAUUGCAGACCCAGCGUGGCAGGGACCUGGCUGGCUGGGAAGAGUUAGAGAUGCCGCUGACACAUGGGUCUUGGCAAGAAGGGAACCAGAUGGCUUUUAUUACUGGGCUCGGAUAAAGGCGGUGCCAGAGCUGGAGAGGCAGGGGGCCCUUCUUGUGGAGUUUGAUGCUCCCUUUGCCACAGGCCCAAAGCUGCCAGCCCCAUGGCAGAGCGUGGUCUUAGGAGAAGAUGUCAUUCAGUUCUCACCGUUCACGGACUAUUCACUGCAACCUGGAGACAAGGUGCUGGCACCCUGGGAGCCAGACCAACAGCGGUAUGGCCCCGCCACUGUCUUAGGCUUGGAGGCAAGAGAGCCCCAGAGAGCCUCCAAAGAAGAAAUUACAGUUCACUUCUGGAAUGGCAAGACAGCUACAGUGCCUCUAGGUGGGGUCAGGUGGGUGUCCCCAGCUGUCUGGAAGAAGGCUGUGGAGAGGCUAAACAAUCCUUUCGUCAGGGAGCACCCCAGUCCUCUCCUCUGGGCCCCUUGCUGCUCUCUACUGGGGCCGGUCACUGGAUGUGUCACCUAUGGGCUUCCACUGGGCACCCCGUUCCUGUGUCCUCCCUGCCACCCCAUCUGCUGCCAGCUGCUGUGCCAGGGCGGCCUCUGCUGCUGCCCCUUGGCUGGAUCCACCUGGUGGCCUGUCCCCAGAAGCUCAGGGGUCACAGCCAGAGGACACCCAGAGACGGAGCUGAACCCCACGGCACAGCUUUUGCCCCUAGAGGGUCCUAAAGAGGAGGAAGUAGCGGUGCAAGCUCCCAUGGCUGUUUUUCCGUCGUCGUCCUCUUCUAAAGAAGAAGCUUUGGAGAAGGAUCUGGAGAUGGGCUUCCGGCAGAGGCUGACGGGGGACGCCACCCUCCCUGGGAAGUCCCUGAGGAGGCAGGGCGGCCUCUGCCAGCCCGAGUGGAGGUACUGGAGGAGAACCGGGCCUGAGCCACAUCCGGGGAAGUCAGGAACAAGAUGUUGCAAUAUUCAGAAAGAAGAGACGGGCAACAAACGGCAGAGACAACACACUGUAGUAGUGGGGAAUACCAAGGAACUGGUGCUGGAGGCAACCAACAUGAAGCCACUGCAGAUCCUGCCAGAGGAAACUGAACAGAGAAAACCGAGUCAGCGUGCUACGACAUGUCAGAGGGACCAGAAUUCCUCUUAGAUGAACAGCCUAAGGAUCUAGGAAGCUGAAGCGUAGUGGUGGGAAAUACCUGAGGAGGAGUUACAAAGUGGCUGCCAAAGCCUUCUUCAGUGGAAGGAGGUAGAGUGCAGGCCAUAGAUGAUAGUCAAAUAAGCAGCAGCAUCUUCAACCCA